GGGGCCCGUAUUUUGCUGGCCCAUACACUACAAUUCAGGUCGGCCAACGUCCCAACCUUUCUCUUCUCUCGAAACACCCCGGCUGCAUACAAGAUGCCGCAAAAGCAUAAGCGAUCGUGGUCCGUGGAAGGCUCAAGGGUGCAAGGUUGCAUUAAGAAACGAGCAGUAGCCAAGAGACGGCGAGAGGAUUACAAGCUCGAACGAGUUAGAGCACUCAUCGAAGAAGGAAUUACGAAACACGAUUUGGAUGAACGGCGUGCCAGGUAUUACUGUAUGAAGGAGCAUCCGGGAAGGUUCUGUAGUCAAUGUAACCCACGGGCCGACGAAGAGGAUAGUGAAGGUCUCAGCGAUGAGGAGGCCGAAAUGAGCGAUUCUUGGAGUGAUGGUCCGGUCUCCGAUGAUGAUCAAUCCCUAACAUACUCCGAGAUUUGGGGCAACGAAGAGGAGAAAGAUACAGUCGUCAAAUACAUCAAGGGCAAGAUCAAAGCUGUGGACACGGCUGCCACGCGACUUAAGACGUUGGUAGAUGAUCAACAAGCGGGGAAACCCCUAAUUGGCGGGUUGCGAGGCAAAUGGACUCUGUACAACUUGGAUGUCUGUCCGAAGCGAUAUGAGCCUACUGGCGAGUACCACCGGCUUACCGUGAGCGAAGCGGCUGUCAAAGGGGAGCUGGUCAACCAAGAUCGUGUUAGACACCCACCUUACGAAAUUUUCAUGGAGUGGUUGAUUAAGGAUGCUGCUGGGGACAUUAUACCUUUUCCAUUCCCAACUCACGCUUCACUCGAGCCGGUCCCGAUCCAACUCAUGACAAGAGUUUCCGAUGAUGUUCCCGCCGAGAUAGUCUUCCUAGGCGAUGAUUGUCUCUGGUUAAGAGUCCCGAGGUCGACUGUUUACCCGAAAGAGGCUAGUCGACUUGGGACGUCUUCCCCAAUGAUAGAAUUUGCCGGAGUUCGCCAGACAGAGGCCGACAUUGAGGAAAUAAAGCGAAGACAUGAGAAAAUGGCACAGGAAUGGGAAAGAGCAAAUAGUCCCGAAACUUCUAUUGCGGCGUCUUUAUGUGGAUGGGACUAUUGAGAUUCUACACGAGGCUCUUUGAGCUUUGCUCUCAACCACAGAAUACUAUGGCGAGUCUUUUCCCAUUUGCUCGGCCACUCUGCGGUCCAUUUCAAACUCGUGAAGACCACCCAGGUCCAUAAAAUCUAACAUUAUAA
Eremomyces bilateralis CBS 781.70 is the source of this 1211-nucleotide messenger RNA. RefSeq lists its product as uncharacterized. The record is from RefSeq and is a predicted model, not a curated record. Lineage: Eukaryota; Fungi; Ascomycota; Dothideomycetes; Eremomycetales; Eremomycetaceae. Bases 94 to 1074 code for a protein of 326 amino acids. The transcript has 2 exons.